Strigops habroptila (Kakapo) is the source of this 3004-nucleotide messenger RNA. It is a transcript of the gene TOR1B, whose product is annotated as torsin family 1 member B. The transcript is spliced from 5 exons. Gene Ontology annotation, biological process: nuclear membrane organization; protein localization to nucleus. The record is from RefSeq and is a predicted model, not a curated record. Lineage: Eukaryota; Metazoa; Chordata; Aves; Psittaciformes; Psittacidae. Gene Ontology annotation, molecular function: kinesin binding; ATP binding; ATP hydrolysis activity. Gene Ontology annotation, cellular component: endoplasmic reticulum lumen; endoplasmic reticulum; nuclear envelope. The coding region runs from base 32 to 1060 and encodes 342 amino acids.
GGGCGGUCCUGGGGCCGGGCGCGGAGCCGCCAUGCUGCGGGUGGUCGGGCUGCUCGGGCUGCUGCUGCCGGGGCUGGCGGCGCUGGAGCCGCUCAGCGUGGGGCUGGCCAUCGGCGUCGCCUCGGCGCUCACCGGCUACCUGUCCCACCCCAGGUUCUACUGCAGCUACGUGGAGUGCUGCCCUAGCGCCGGCCGGCGCCUCAACGCUACCGCGCUGAAGUUGCAGCUGGACACCAAGCUCUUCGGACAGCACUUGGCCAAGGAGGUGGUGCUGAAAGCAGUGAUGGGCUUCAGCAACAACCCCAGUCCCAAGAAGCCACUGAUGCUCUCGCUGCACGGCUGGGCCGGCACUGGCAAGAACUUCCUCAGCCAGAUCCUGGCGGAGCACGUCCACCCCGCCGGCCUGCGCAGCAAGUUCGUCCAUCUCUUUCUGGCUACCCUGCACUUCCCCCACCACGACCAAGUCAAGACCUACAAGGAACAACUGCAGAACUGGAUUCGGGGCAACGUCAGUGCCUGUCCCCACUCUGUCUUCAUUUUUGAUGAGAUGGACAAAAUGCAUCCAGGUCUCAUCGAUGCCAUCAAGCCAUUCUUAGACUAUUACGAGCAGGUUGAUGGGGUGUCCUACAGGAAAGCUAUCUUCAUCUUCCUCAGCAAUGCAGGUGGUGACUUAAUUAAUAAAGCAGCUCUUGACUUCUGGGCAAGUGGAAAGCGCAGGGAAGAGAUUCAGCUGAAAGACCUGGAGCCCAUGUUAUCUGUAGGAGUCUUCAAUAACAAAAACAGUGGACUGUGGCACAGCAGCCUCAUUGACAGGAACCUCAUUGACUACUUUGUCCCCUUCCUGCCCCUGGAGCACAAGCAUGUGAAGAUGUGCGUCAGGGCUGAAAUGAUAGCCCGUGGCUAUGCUGUCGAUGAGAACAUCGUUCAAGCAGUGGCUGAUGAGAUGACGUUCUUCCCAAAAGAGCAGAAAAUCUACUCUGAUAAAGGCUGCAAGACUGUACAGGCCAAGCUGGAUAUUCACGAAGACAUUGUGAUGAGAGAUCCAAAAGCCAAGGGCUGAGUACCCAUCAGGACUCCAAAGCACUUUCAGAGCUUUUGGAAAUUUAUGUUUUUGCACUUAAGCUUUUCUACUGUUGCAGGGAGUUUGGUGAAAUACCAGAGUGUGCUAUGUGGGCUUUUUAUCUGCAGUUAUGUUUUGUGGUUUGUUCUUUUUUUUAACUUAACAUAGAAUCACAGAAUGGUUUGGGUUGGAAGGGACCUUAAAGCUCAUCUAGUUCCAACUGCCUGCCAAAAGUAGACACCUUCCACUAGAGCAGGUUGCUCAAAGCCCUGUGCAACUUGGCAUUGAAUAUCCCACUGUUCAUCUCUGAACUGACUGGUACCCAGAUGUUGCCCCCUUUAUUUUUCUUUCAACUAUAGAGAAUAUCUGAGUGUGUCACAUACAUAGCACUGGAUACAGUCUCUCCUGCUUUAUUCUUCCAAGUGCUAGGAUUAUUAAGCAUUUAAUUCAUCUUUCCACAAGAACUAGACAAGAGCAAGGGAGAGCAGAGGAACUCUUCCAGGCAGUCACGUUCCCUUCCUUGUAGGUUGUCUCAUUCAUGGGCUAGUGAAAUGAAGGGACGUGUGGUGUGUUCAGGGCUAUGACAGUGUCUGCAAGGGUGAAUACCAUGAUGUGUUGCAGGAAGAUGGUGUGGUGGAAGGUGGAUUGAUGCUGUUGUGGCUUCUACAGGCAAGCAUCAGCUAUUCAGGGACAGAAGGGCAUGAUUACAGUUAAUGUCUGAGCUGUGGCAUCAUACCAUGUCUCCUGCUACAGUAAUAAGGGAAGACAUGAUGAGCUUUGGGAAAUGUGUUACUAAAUAUCAGAGAAAGGUUGUGGGAGGGAAGUAACUGCUUGUGCCUAUGCUGCUUAGGCAAAAAGAAAUUGUAAAAGAGACUUUAUAUUCUUUAACUAAAGGAGCUAUGUGAAUUUGUGUGAUAACUCCAGGUCUUCCUAAGCAGAGGGACGCGUCUAAGAGAUUCCGCUGCUACAAUGUCUUACACCAGUCUCCUGUUCAUAAUCAGAAAACUCUCUCAUGAGGAUUUGACUAUUACAGCUUGUCAGGUGAAGCUGCAUGUGGGCUCCUGGGCCUGAAGUCUGCGAGAUCUUUAGUAGUCACCCCCAGCUGCACGCAGUAGUCCCCAGGAGUGGGUAACGCUACUCUCACCUUGCUUGGAAGACACUUUCAUGGCAGAAGUUACUUCAAAUAGCGUAUUUUAAUGCUGAACUGCAAGCAACAGCAAUACAAAGCUCUUCCUGGAAAGCCACAGAGAAGGGAAUAUGGGAAAUGGGAGCAAUCCACAAUCCCAUACCACAGUAGAUAACUAAGUUUUAUAUAGGUUCAAGAAUGUCUGUGUGGAAAGGUGAGGAGUUAGGAAGCUUGGAAAGACUGAGUUAACCUACACCCAUUGUAAGGCUGAAGUUUAAAACUCUGUUGCAAGCUUUAACUCUUUCAUCCUCACUUGUGGAUCAAGUAUUGUAAUGCAAGACAGAAGUGCCUAUCACUUGUUGAUCGUAGUGUGUUUUCUAAACUGAUAUGAGGGAUUGGGCUAUUUUUGUGCUGCAGCAAGUGUUCCCUCACUUGUACUUAAACUGGCUUUAAGGUAUGAUGCAAAGCUUACAGUUCUCAGUGCUAUGAUGUUAAUUCAAAUUACAACAGAGAGCUUAGCAUUUACAUUAAGCUCUCAAUGUAAAGUGUCAGUUGCCUUUUACAACCCCACGUGGAGUUUGUCAAAUGUUGGCAAACCAUUCACACUGAUGCAAUCUCCAGAGCCCAAGCUAGCUAGCCAUUAACCUUGGGACGUUGGACUCUUGCUUUUUAUGGAUCAUGUUUUGCCUGUUAACUGACUCACAGGUGUAUAUGCUGCAUCCAGUUUCAGUUACUUCAAAUACAAAAUACUUGUGCAAUUUCAAACCACUAAAUGUUACUACUAUACUGCAGUUUGAAUAAAUCUUAAGUCACUUUUC